AUGGCGAGAGAUAGAUUCAAAUCAUCUCCACACUCUUCAUUUCGAUUGUGCCGCAAGGGAAACAGAACAACAGAUGGUCGUCAAUAUAAUAUACCAACUACUUCAGAAGUUGCAGGUUUAAUAGUCGGUGAUUUUACAAAGUUGAAUUGUCAUCGUGAUAUAAUUGUUGAGCAUCAAACUACAGGUCUUCAAAGAAUCACAUAUUUGCAUCCAAGUUUCAUGUCAAUAACAUACCCAUUGAUAUACCCAUAUGCUGAAGAUGGUUAUAGAACUAACAUUCCUUUAAGAAACUUGUCAAACAAUGAAUCAAAAAGACAAAAAUUGACGAUGAAACAAUAUUAUUGUUUUCGUCUUCAACAAAGAUUACAUGAAGGAAAAAGUCUUCUUCUAGGAGGUAGAUUACUUCAACAAUAUAUCGUUGAUUCUUACAUGGCAAUUGAAGAGGAGCGUUUUAGAUGGAUAAUAAAUAACCAGACAAAACUCAGAGCCGAUCUUUAUUCUGGAUUAAUGGAUGUUGUUCAUCGUGGUGAUUCAGAUUGGUCAACGGUGGGGAAAUCAAUUAUCUUACCAUCAUCACACACCGGAGGACCACACUAUAAAGCACAAAACUAUCAAGACGCAAUGACAAUUUGCAAAUGGGUUGGGUAUCCAGAUUUGUUUCUAACUUUUACAUGCAAUCCUAAAUGGCCUGAAAUCAAAGACAUGCUCCAGAAAAUCAGCCAAAAAGAUCAUGAAAAUCGUGCAGAUAUUGUGUGUCGCGUGUUUGAGAUAAAACUCGUCCAACUAAUGCAAGACCUAAAGACUGAACAACCAUUUGGUCAAAUAAUCAUAUGUUUGUACACAAUUGAAUUUCAAAAAAGAGGAUUGUUGCAUGCACAUAUCUUGCUCUUCUUACAUCAGACGACAAAAAAUCCUUCGGGUGACCAUAUCGACAAUAUAAUAACAGCCGAAAUUCCUGAUCCACAUGUUGAUCUUGAUGCCUACAAUGCAGUCAAAAAUUUUAUGAUGCAUGGGCCAUGUGGAAGUUCAAAACCUAAAUGUCCAUGUAUGGUACAAGGCAGAUGUUCAAAGCUUUAUCCAAAGAAGUUUGUUGACAAAACCAUUAUCGAUGCCGAGGGAUUCCCCAUUUACAGAAGAAGGAAAACAAAUAUAACUAUUUGUAAGAAAGAUAUCUUCUUGGAUAAUCGUUCAGUGGUCCCAUACAAUAGAAACUUGUUGGUUAAAUUUGAUGCACAUAUUAAUGUGGAGCUCUAUAAUUUCUCCAGAGCUAUAAAGUAUCUAUUCAAAUAUCUUCAUAAAGGAUCCGUUAGAGCUAUUGCAACAAUUGAAUCCUCAGACAAAGGUGAAGGGAACGAUGAGAUCAAAAUUUAUUUGGACUGCAGAUAUAUAUCAGCUGCUGAGGCUUGUUGGAUGAUCUUUCAGUUUGACAUACAUUAUAGACACCCAUCAGUUGAAAGAUUGCCAUUUCAUUUUCUUGACAAUCAUACCGUCGUUUUUCGUGAAAAUAAUUGUGUUGAAAACGUUCUAUCUAUGCCUGGCAUGGAGAAGACAAAGUUUACAGAAUUGUUUGAAGCAAAUAAGAAAUAUGUGGAGGCACGACAAUUAAGUUAUUCAGAUUUUCCCAUACAGUAG
This is a messenger RNA of Cynara cardunculus var. scolymus (artichoke), 1632 nucleotides long. RefSeq lists its product as uncharacterized. The coding region runs from base 1 to 1632 and encodes 543 amino acids. The transcript is spliced from 2 exons. Lineage: Eukaryota; Viridiplantae; Streptophyta; Magnoliopsida; Asterales; Asteraceae. The record is from RefSeq and is a predicted model, not a curated record.